AUGAAGUUCUUAACAACCAACUUUCUGAAAUGCCCCGUCAAGGCUUGUGACACCAGCAACGACAACUUCCCGCUACAGUUCGACGGCGGUAAGUGCCAACUGGUGCAGGACGAGUCCAUCGAGUUCAACCCGGAGUUUAUGCUGAAUAUCAUCGACCGUGUGGACUGGGCCGCACUGCUCAAGGUUGCUGGCGAACUGGGCAGCGUCACCUUGCCCUCCAAAAAACCCACCUUCCCAUGUAGCGUCCCGGAACUCACCGAAGUCGGCAUGGCAGUUCUAAACGAUCUGCACGUCAUGCUGCUGCAAACGUCCAUCACCGAGGGUGAGAUGAAGUGCAGGAACUGCGGCCACAUCUACUACAUCAAGAACGGCAUCCCCAACUUGCUGCUACCCCCACACUUGGUAUAA
Messenger RNA from Saccharomyces eubayanus, 408 nucleotides. RefSeq names its product RNA methylation protein TRM112 (gene TRM112). The record is from RefSeq and is a predicted model, not a curated record. The coding region runs from base 1 to 408 and encodes 135 amino acids. Lineage: Eukaryota; Fungi; Ascomycota; Saccharomycetes; Saccharomycetales; Saccharomycetaceae. The transcript has a single exon. Gene Ontology annotation, biological process: tRNA methylation; peptidyl-glutamine methylation; rRNA (guanine-N7)-methylation. Gene Ontology annotation, molecular function: protein heterodimerization activity.